Molecule: messenger RNA, 589 nt
Organism: Annulohypoxylon maeteangense
Lineage: Eukaryota; Fungi; Ascomycota; Sordariomycetes; Xylariales; Hypoxylaceae
Exons: 2
Coding region: 100-423 (107 amino acids)
Biological process (GO): mitochondrial outer membrane translocase complex assembly; protein insertion into mitochondrial outer membrane
Cellular component (GO): mitochondrial outer membrane
Source: RefSeq, a predicted model, not a curated record
CAUCGGGUCUGUUAGCAGUGGCGCAUCGUUCGCUGCUUUUCUCUCUCGCCUGGAUUAUUUAGCAUUGGCCUCCUCAACCUUUGAGAUCAUCAUCGAACCAUGUCUCUCUCAGAUUCAUUCACCAUACCCGACGUUCCCGAUUCCGACCACGACGAAGUCGAUUCCCUUCCUUCCACCUCUACCGAGAGUUUCACGUCCGAAGACGAUUACGAUGCGCAGAGGGAAUGGGAACAGAGCAUAGAGCAGCUCCAGUUGCUGCUGACCAUGAUUUUGGUGCCCUUUGCUGGUAAAUAUCUCGGUCGCAAAUUUGCCUAUUGGAGUUGGGCAAGAUAUAUGGAAUGGAUGCACAACGUUGAGAUCAGGUGGACGAAUAAGGCGACAUUUAAAGCUUCGGGUGCAGUCGAAGCAGCGGCAACGCUCUAACGACCGGAUAUCUAUCCUAUUUGAAUUCACCAAGGGAAUUUCUGCGGACAUGGACCGGGAGACACCCUAUUUGUGUAUAUAAGGGUAUUUGCUGUGGAUGAGGGAUCGUCGCCUAAAAAAGACGACAGCGAAAUCGCAAUCCCGAAAUAACGUCUGCAUCUUCAGC